Candidozyma duobushaemuli is the source of this 2229-nucleotide messenger RNA. RefSeq lists its product as uncharacterized. NCBI's taxonomy places the organism in Eukaryota, Fungi, Ascomycota, Pichiomycetes, Serinales, Metschnikowiaceae. The record is from RefSeq and is a predicted model, not a curated record. The transcript has a single exon. Bases 1 to 2229 code for a protein of 742 amino acids.
AUGUCUACAACGGAAGAGCUCCAGAGACUUUUUGAAGAUGGAAACGAUAUAAAAGAUGAGAACCUCAAACGCUUAAAGGACUUGCCUUUGAAAGAAAAAGCACGCCUAGUUGAAUACAUCGCUGCCUCCGCAUCUCAGCGUCUUCCAUGUCUCGAGAAGCUUGGCACUGAAGGCGCUUCUUUCGUGCUGUCGGCCCUUCCAGACAAAGAAGCAUCUUCAAAGAUACUCCAGAUCUGUCAACAGAAAAUCAGGUUCCAGCUGUCGCCUCUUGUGGCAGACUACUACCUCUCCAUAUACGCGAACAUCACAUCCAAGUACGAGGUCAAUGAUCCUGGCUCUGUGCCGGCGAUUUUGGACCUACUAGCGUUAUCUGAAGAGAAGCUUCAUGCAAUUGUCGUGUUUACGAUCGUGAGUCAGUCGAAAAGAGAACCGUUAUCCACUUCCCAGGCCAUUGAGAGAUACCUUACAGAGAUCGUGGACCAGGACCCCUCCAGCAUCACUCCUCCACAAUACAGCCUGCUCUUUGAGACCAUCCAAACGUUCUUCCCUCUUUUUCCGGAGCAGCUCAAGACAGUGUACACAAGCGAAGGAUGCAAAAAUGCCAUACUUCACCAGGUCAGCCGGUUGACUUCUGGCUCCGGUGAAAUUGAUGCCGAAAAGGUCGCCAAAAUGCUCAAUGUGGUUUCUCUGACAUGCAUCAACGAGGCGGCAAGACUUUUCAACUCUCAGAAUUACCUACAAUUUUUGAUAACAGGGUCUGAAAUGGAACAAGUGCCGUUAGUGGUAUCGUUGUCCCUUCUAUGCAUCGUGAAGUUGUGGAAUUUCAAGCAAAUUGAGUCACAGAUCUCCCAAGCCACCGUGUUACACAAAACCAUUGAUCUCCUUAAGAAAGAUGUCUCUGAAGCUAGACCGGCAGUGCUAGAGACAUUGUCCUACCUCUCUUUAAAUGGUACCUGUCGGUCAUCCAUUUUCAAAGACGAAGAUACCACGGAAAAACUUAUUGAGAUUCUUCAAAAUGAAACCGACGGCACCAAUACGUACGGAGUCCUCCUCGCAUUCUCAAACUUGACAAAAGUCAAGGAAAUAGCAGACGACAACGAGCGCAGGAGAAUGAAGUAUGCUGCCUCCGCUGCAAACGCCAACAAUCAGGACAGCAGCAAGGUGGACGAGAAAGACGUGAGGCUUUACAACCUGGCUUUGGUCAAAAGACUCAAGCUUGUGGGCAUGUUCAAGAAGCUAGAAUUGCUGAAAACCAACAUCAUGAAAGAGUGUGUGAAUAUCAUCUACAAUCUAUCGCAGGACCCUGAAAAUGCUCUUCAUAGAAGCCUCGUGCUGCAAGGUGGAUUGAAUUUGAUCUUGAAGUAUCUCACCUCAUACUCUUCACUUGACAAGGAAGACGGGAAGACUCAUGGGUUGACAAGUGACGAGAAUGAACUCGAGCUUAGAAUAUCAGCUCUUCGUGCUUUGGCAAGCAUGUGCCUGUCUGUUGAUCCCAGGCUAGCAUUCAAUGAGUUUGAUGUGAAAACAGCGGUUCCAUUCUUGACAGAGCUCUUUGGAGUAGACCCGUCCUUUGGACCGCCCACUGAGAAGACUCCUACUACUAUCAUGGCCAGUCUCUUGUCACCGAUGGACAAGUUCAAGGCGCUUUUGGCGCUCACUAAUAUGUGCUCUCAGCCCAACAAAGAAUUGAACAAUUUCAUAAUCAAGCGCACCUUUUAUCAACAUUUGAGAAACCUCAUGAUCGAAAGCACCAAUCCUGACAUUCAACGUGCUGCUUGGGAACUCAUCAACAAUCUAAUUCAAGAGCCCGCUAUGCUAGCCAAAUUCUUCAAUACUGAAAGCUCGGCCAGUAUGACGAACUUGGAGAUCCUUGUCAAAAUGCUACAUGCCAGAGACGAAAAUCUACAAGAGGUCAUUGCUGGAUUGUUGGCAAACAGCACAAUGGAGUUUGACCUUGUUGCUACAGUUAUCUUGACUCAAAAGCCUAUUUUUGAUCAAUUAAGGGCCAUAGCUGCCGAUAUAUUUCAAAAGCAGCUGGAUGCAAGCGGGUUGAUGCUAAGAUUGGGUACUUUUGUCGGGAAUUUGAUGGACGUCGCAGAGAGCAGCGGUAACGAUGUCUUGAAGAAGGAUAAGCAAUUGCUCAUCGGCUUCAAAACAGUGAUCCAGUCCACAAACAUCCCUGAGGUAUUUGAACUUUUCACCGAGCUCACAAAGAUGGCGGUGCAAUAA